Messenger RNA from Ustilago hordei, 1983 nucleotides. RefSeq lists its product as uncharacterized. Gene Ontology annotation, molecular function: protein-lysine N-methyltransferase activity. Bases 1 to 1983 code for a protein of 660 amino acids. Lineage: Eukaryota; Fungi; Basidiomycota; Ustilaginomycetes; Ustilaginales; Ustilaginaceae. Gene Ontology annotation, biological process: peptidyl-lysine monomethylation. Gene Ontology annotation, cellular component: nucleus. The transcript has a single exon. The record is from RefSeq and is a predicted model, not a curated record.
AUGUCAUCCACACGAGUCUCGAAACGUCGUCGAACGUCACAUCUUAGCGAAACCUCGCUCAGCCCUUCAGCCGGCACCAACACUCUGGCCUCCUCAUGCUCCUUACCUGCACCUGCCACCACCGAACCCUCCUCCUCCUCCCAGCCCGAUACUCUCCGCCGCUUCUUCUCAUGGUGCGGCAAACAAAGGAUCGCCAUCGACCACCGUCUCGACCUCCGCUACACAUCCUACAAUCCCAACUCAUGGUCCAUCUCCAUUCACGCCUCCACCUCAAUUCCAGCCGACUCUGUCAUCGUCACCAUCCCCAAAUCCGCCGUUCUCUCCCGCAAGACAUCGGCUCUAUCCCCCUUCCUCCACUCCGAAUCCGAAAGAUGGCUCAGCGACAACCCCGAAACAGUCGGCCUGGAACUCUCCCUCUGUCUCCUCUAUGAACGACUCCUCCAAUCCAAAUCCCGUUUCUACCCCUUUCUCUCCAUCCUUCCCCGUCUGCCCCUCCCCUUACCUUUCCUCCAACCCAACAUCAAUCCCUGGUUGAAUGGCACCGAAACCCAUCGAAUCAACUCUCGCGCUGAAACGUCAUACCAUCUCUCCAACAACACCGGCUCCUGGGUGUGGGAGGGCCACGACUACGGGAUGUGCAAAGCUAAAGCUCUCGACUAUUUCCAUGAUGUUGGGGUUCCGGUGUUGAGGAAGAGUGGGUUGUGGGGGAAGAAUGAGGCAGAACAUUUGGAUGGGUUGGAGGGGAAGUUCAUGGCGUGCUAUACGCAUGUUAGCUCGAGGGACUUUAUUGUAGAUGCGUAUCAUGGGGUGGCGUUGGUUCCGGUAGCGGAGUUGUAUAAUCAUGCUGAGGUGAACACAGUGCAGUUUGAGAGCGAUCAGGAUGUGUGUGAGUGCUGUGGGACGGCUUUGAUUGGAGGUCAUGAUGAGGGGAAGUGUCGAGCUCGCAAUAAGGAGGAGAAGAGCGAGGAUGCUUCUUCGGAUGGGGGCGAGGUGGAGGAAGAUGAAGCUCGGUCGACAGCGGAAACUGAAGAAGAUGAAAGCGAGGUGGAAGUGAAGGAGGAGGAGGAUGACGAGGCAGAGCAAGAAGGCGAAGCACAGUCAGAGGAAGAAGACGACGAGGAAUUUGAAAUCGAAGACACUCUCGAUCUACGCACUCUCACACCCCACUCAACCGGCGACGAGAUCUACAACACCUACGGACCCCUCACCAACCCCCUCCUCCUCACUCGCUACGGCUUUUGUCUUGACACCGAGACCGAUUUCGAACGCUAUACCCUCGAUCUUCGAUUCGCCCGCGAGAGAAGAUGUUAUCUCGAAGCUUUCCUUUCCGAUCCCACUUUCUUCUGCCCGAAUGAUGGCAUGCCGGCGAUUGUAGGGGUAUUUGUUACAGUGCUUCGCUUCAUCCGAAGUCGAUUUCCACCUUGCGAAGAAGGAGAGGAAGAAGAAAGAGAGGAAGAAGAAGGAGAGGAAGGGGCCAGGGAACUGAAAGUUUUCGACAAUCUACAUCAGCUUGAAUCGCUCCUCCCACUCUCCUCUUUCCCUCCCGCCCUAUUCAUCAUCCUAUCCCCUCUCAUCCAUCCACAACCAAACCAAGACGAUGAUCUGGUGGACAGAGACCAACUUCAACCGCUCUUCCUCAUUUCUACGGGCCAAACAAGCAUUCCACUAUUCACCCUUACCUAUCUGAUGCAUCAUUUCCACAACUCCUCACCCCUAAUAACCCCACCUCUCCCUACCGAGCUUGAGGUAGAGGACGCAAAAAUGCAAGCAACCUUAUCCACCCUGCACGCAUUCUGGACUGCUCGAUUGGAACAUCUCCACAUCCGCCGCAAGGUGGACGAAGCACUAGCGCUCUUACAACCCGACUCAAAGGAGGAGUACAUCACAAAAGCAUGCAUUCAACAAGCGUAUCAAGAGUAUGUUUCACUCAAAUCUGCUCUUGCCUCACUCGAAGAGCUUCUCAUCGUUUCACCCUCUCCCUGA